This is a messenger RNA of Salmo salar (Atlantic salmon), 2719 nucleotides long. Its product is annotated as microtubule-associated protein RP/EB family member 2. Gene Ontology annotation, molecular function: microtubule binding. The record is from RefSeq and is a predicted model, not a curated record. Lineage: Eukaryota; Metazoa; Chordata; Actinopteri; Salmoniformes; Salmonidae.
AGGGUCCCUAUGUCCCUUCAUUUCUAUUAGUGGAAUUCGCCGUCCACCUUCCAAGAAGCGCACCGCCACCCCAUCAGUCACGUGGUUGGUUAGGGUGCAGUGACGUCACCAGAGACAGAUUUGUGAAGAAUAAGCAGACUAGAGAACGAGCCGAGGUGCGUCACUUUAUAUUGCAUCGUCCUUUCAUAGAGAGAGAGCAGAUAAUCUGUUCAAUAUUUUAGAGACCCAAUGCCUGGUCCCACCCAAGCACUGUCCCCAAAUGGAGAGAAUAACAACGACAUCAUCCCAACGGACGGAUCCAACUGCAUUCCUUACAGAAAAAAUACAGUGCGAGGAGAGCGCGCCUACAGUUGGGGGAUGGCGGUCAACGUAUAUUCUACCUCAAUAACCCAGGAGACUAUGAGCAGGCAUGAUAUCACUGCCUGGGUUAACGAUCUUCUCGGUCUGAACUACACUAAAGUGGAGCAGCUCUCCUCAGGAGCGGCCUACUGCCAGUUCAUGGAUUUGCUAUUCCCUGGCUGCGUCCAUCUUAAGAAGGUUAAGUUCCAGGCUAAAUUCGAGCAUGAGUACAUUCAUAACUUCAAGCUGCUGCAGGCCUCUUUCAAGAGAAUGAAUGUGGACAAGAUUAUUCCUGUGGAGAAGCUUGUGAAAGCCAGAUUUCAGGACAACCUUGACUUCAUCCAGUGGUUUAAGAGGUUCUUUGAUGCCAACUAUGACGGUAAAGAUUACGACCCACUUCAGGCCAGACAGGGUCAGGAUGCCAUCCCCCCACCUGACCCCGGUGAGCAGAUCUUCAACCUGCCAAAAAAGUCCCAACACCACGCAGCCAGCUCCCCCACUGCAGGAGCCACCAGGGCAAGUGCAACAACCCCGAAACAAAACCCCUGCAGCCCCCAUCCAUCCUCCAGACCCUCUUCAGCGAAAAGAAUCCCAGUUGCAACUCCAACAACAACUCCGGCCAAAGGAGAGCGGGAACUGGAAGCACAGGUCACAGGGCUCAACGACCAGGUGAACACAUUAAAACUUGCACUUGAGGGUGUGGAGAAGGAGAGGGACUUUUACUUUGGAAAGUUGCGGGAUGUGGAAGUGCUGGCACAGGAACAAGGUCAGGAGAGCGCCCAGUUCGUGGAGCGGCUAAUGGAGAUUCUGUACUCUGCAGACGAACAGGAAGGUGCAGGAGAGGUGGAUGGAGAAGAUGUGGAUCCAGGGGUCCAUGAAGAGGAUGUUCCUGAUGAUCAGCAGGAUGAGUACUGACUGCCAUCACUCCCUGUCCUUGCCCCUGGCCACAGCCCUGGCCCCACCACAACACCAUGCCCUUUUGUUUUGUGAGAAUUUUGUUACAGGUUUUAUUUUUUUUAUUUUCUCAUUUGUAUUUUUUCCCUCAUGGUUUGUUUAUUUUUUGGUUCUCCUGAAGACUGAGCACAUGAAACAACCUCAUGCAAAGAAACAUGACCCUAGUUUUUAUAUAUAUAUAUAUAUAUAUAUAUAUAUUAUUUCCUCUGCCGUUCUACAUUCUGUGUGUUAUUGUGACUGUUGCGAAAUGCUGUGGGCAGGUGGCUGUUAUUACAUACCGCCACAUGCAGACAAGCUCAGAACAUCACAGAAGUUUCCAAGGACAGUGGGAAAAAAAACAAGUCAUCCAAAAUUCUAGAUGUGACAAAAUGUUGUAGUAUGGAGUGGACAGAUAGUGUUUUUAUCUGUCAGCAAGUGUUAUGUUGCCAGCUUCGGUCGGUCCCGUGAUCCUUCCAUUAUGUACGUUGUUUCAAAGUUAUUGUUUAUUUUAUUUUUUAUUACAUAUCAACCAUAUUAAUCAUGAGAAUGCAAUAAGAAAAAGCCUUGAAGGGCUCGUAGUAUCUCCUAUUUAACCUUCCUCCAUAUGUUGCACUGACAUUUGACUCUGGAAUGGAUAAUACUGUAUGUCCACACAAUUACAAAUUAAUUACUAUAACAAUAAUUAAAGCUUAGAAGACUCGAUAUUGCCUCUACAUGAAGUGAGGCAGUACGGUCCAUGAGAAUCAUGAAUGAAAAGCAGUAGUGAGUUAGUCACAUACUACUCAUAAUUUGUCUAUCUUCAUGAAUUCUAAGAAUUCUGAUAAAUUAAUCAGUGUACUCAAAAAUGUCUAAUUUGCACCAGAUUUGGUGCUUCAGUGACAGAAACAAGGUUGUUUCAGUAUGGCUUCAUCAUAAGGGAAGGGAGCUCAUUUUAGUGUAGACUAGUAUGAACAUUAUUUUCAACUUUAGUUUUAACAGCAACUAACCACCUUCGUAUUCAGUGGAAGUCAGGUAUAUUUCAGAUGUUUUCAUAUGACUUUUGAACCACAUGUCUUAGGGAAAGUUGUGAGUCAGUUCACUGAGUAAUUUGACAUACUAUAUUCCAAGUACGUACAUUGUAUACCUUUUUUUAAUGUUGCAUUUAUUCUUAUUGAACUUGGCAGUGCACCAUAAUGCUUUAGUCAUAUAUUGUGUAAAUGAAAAGGAAUGUAAACAUGUGCUGUCAAUAAUUAUAUAUUUUUUUCUGACGUCCCACUCAUGCAUUCCCCAAAACGUGUUGCAUGUUUGCAUUUUAUUUGUGAAUAACUUGACCUGCUUUUUAAAUAUUUAAUAAUAAAAAAGAACUAUGUUAAGUGAGAUGUGUUUUUGUAUGUUUAACCUGCGUUUUGAAAGCUGUUGAGAUUUGGAUGGAUUUACUGUAAUAAAACCUUUCACCUUUUCAGUCAAA